AUGGAUUCCAACACAGACAUCGAGCUCAACGACGUGCCUACGGCACACCUUAUCAACAGCAUCGUCGACAACUUCUCGUGGCGGCAGAUGCAGGUUGUCGUCAAGGACAGAAACACUGGGAAACCUAAGAACAUUCUGUCCGAGGGCGCUGGCUUGGUGCACGCCGGUGAGAUGCUGGCCAUCAUGGGCCCAAGCGGCUCUGGCAAGACAACGUUGCUCAACACCCUCGCGCAUCGAGUCGCUGCUGCUGGAGCAGACACCACCGGCCAAAUCAUGACGAACGGGCAAACAGCUAACAUGGCCAUCACCCGAGACCUCUCUGCUUAUGUGGAGCAAGAGGAUGCGCUGAUUGGCAGCAUCACCGUAAAAGAGACGAUGAUGUUCGCUGCUCGGCUGGCACUUCCAAGGCAAGAUUCCGCUCUGGAUGCCAUCCGCCGGGUCGACGACCUAAUUGCCAGCUUUGGGUUACAGGGACAGGCCCAUACCAUUGUUGGAACUCCCAUCAAGAAAGGUCUCAGUGGCGGCCAGAAGAAGCGCCUUGGUAUAGCGAGCCGCCUCGUCACUGACCCGAGAAUUCUCUUCUUGGAUGAGCCUACGAGUGGUCUGGACUCAGCUCUGAGUGCAGAAGUGAUUAGAUACAUCAAAGAUAUCGCCAAGAGGAAUAAUCUCAUCGUCAUCUCCUCUAUCCACCAACCGUCUACGAUUACCUAUCAACUGUUCGACAAAUUGGCACUCUUGUCCGUGGGCGAGACGUGUUAUUUCGGGGCCAUCAACGACGCGCCCGAUUACUUCCACCGAAUCGGAUAUCACAUGCCACCCGCUACCAAUCCGGCCGAGUUCUUCCUCGACCUCAUCAACAUCGAUCUCGACAAAAACGGCGAGGUGAUAGAGAGGACGCAGCAUAUUAUUAAGACAUGGAAGAGCACCCAGGAACGCCGUGCUCUGGAUGAGGAGAUAGAGAGGGUAGCAACCACGCCAUCCGGGACUGACCUGGCGAAGCUCAAAAUACCCAAGGCAAGCGCGUGGAUGGUCCCCCUGACCCUCUUGCACCGCUCCUGGAUCAAGGCUUAUCGCGAUAUCGUCGCCUAUGAGAUCCGAGUCAUCAUGUAUUUCGGCCUUGCCGUCCUGAUGGGAACGGUAUUCCUUCGAUUGAAAUCGUCACAGGAGUACAUCCAGCCAUUCAUCAACGCAAUCUUUUUCGGAGGCGCCUUCAUGUCUUUCAUGGCCGUCGCUUAUGUUCCCUCCUUCCUCGAGGAUCUUCAUACGUUCCAGCGUGAGCGCGCAAACGGCCUUGUUGGGCCCUUGGCGUUUAUGGUGUCCAACUUUCUCAUCGGUCUGCCGUUCCUUUUUCUCAUCACAGUCAUCUUUUCUGUUAUCGAAUACUGGCUCUCCAACUUCCGUGCCGACGGGUCAGCCUUUAUGCUGUGGGUCCUUUGGCUCUUUCUUGACCUUCUGGCGGCCGAAUCCCUUGUUGUGCUGGUAUCCAGUAUUUUCCCAAUCUUCGUCGUCGCACUGGCUAUCACGGCAUUCGCAAAUGGGCUCUGGAUGGCUGUCGAUGGAUUCCUUGUGCCGAUGAACAUCCUCAACCCGUUUUGGAAAUAUGUUUUCCAUUACAUCGAUUAUCAGGCAUACGUCUUUCAAGGCAUGAUGGUCAACGAGUUUAAGGCUCGGACGUAUACUUGCCCCCAGAGCGCGAAUGGCGGCUACCAGUGCAUGUAUGUUGGUGAUUUGAACGCUGAAGGGAAGAUUCGAGGUACGGAUGUCUUAAAGUCGUUUAAGAUUGAGACAGGUCUUGAAGGAACAUGGAUUGGGAUCAUGAUUGGCAUUAUUUGCGGGUAUAGGCUUCUGGCAUAUCUUGCUCUGCGACUGAAGAAAUAA
Ilyonectria robusta is the source of this 1878-nucleotide messenger RNA. Its product is annotated as ATP-binding cassette sub-family G member 5. The transcript is spliced from 3 exons. Gene Ontology annotation, molecular function: ATP binding; ATP hydrolysis activity; ABC-type transporter activity. The coding region runs from base 1 to 1878 and encodes 625 amino acids. The record is from RefSeq and is a predicted model, not a curated record. Gene Ontology annotation, cellular component: membrane. NCBI's taxonomy places the organism in Eukaryota, Fungi, Ascomycota, Sordariomycetes, Hypocreales, Nectriaceae.